AUGGGAAGGGAGAAACGGACAUGUCAAGGUAAACAACACUUCAGCCAUCCACACAUCUUGAAACCAAUUGUCAAUCCAACUGAAACUCUCACUUGCAAUGCUUGUGAGCAACCAAACAUUACUAGUAAUUUCUAUGGCUGCAAUACCUGCCAAUAUUACCUCCACCAAAACUGCCUCAACGCUCCGCGUUUUCUUGAUCAUUCUUCUCAUCCAUCUCACCACUUGACCCUUCUCCCAAUUCCGACUUACUCGAAUCGUUCUUACACUUGCAAGGCUUGUGCCUCUGCUGGAAAUGGUUUUAGUUUUAGCUGUGCACGCUGCGAAUUCGAUGUCCACAUGCACUGUGCUCUUUUGCCCCAAACUGUCUUCCUGUCCCAGCACCAUCAUCAUGAUCUUGAGCUCAUAUUUGAAUCCCCUUUUUAUGAUGAUGCCGAUGAUGAAAGCACCGUUUUUGUUUAUGAUCUCUGUCGCGACAAUGUUGAUCUUAAUAACUGGUUGUAUUAUUGUGCUGAUUGUGAUUUUGGUACACAUCUUGAAUGUGCCAUUUCCAAAUCUGUCAGCCAACAAGAACGUCCGAAACUGUUGGGCAACAAACCAAGAGAAAAUCCAGUAGUAAUCAGGAAAACAGAGGAGGUACCCAUCAAGAACGAAAAAGAAAUCAAUCAAGAAGAAGAGGCAGAGGAAGAAGAAGAAGAAGCAGAAGCGGAAGACGAAGAAGAGGAGGAAGAAGAAGCAGAAGAAGAGGAAGCAGAAGCAGAAGCGAAAGACGAAGAGGAAGAGAAGGAGGAGGAGGAACUCAAUUAUCCAAGAUCAAUUCUUAUUGACAAACAUCAACAUGAGUUGGAGCUCUGCUUUGGUUCUCCUUACGAAGAUAAGGAUACCCUAUUUGCUUGUGAUAUCUGCAAUAUCAUAAUGGACUCGGACGAAUCCUUGUACUAUUGUGCUGAUUGUGAUUUCGGGUCGCACUUGCACUGUGCAUCUCCUGAUGCUGAUGUUCUUCCGUCAUCACAUCAACGUCGAAAUCCAAAUCCAAAAUAUCAAAUUCCAAAUGUAAAUUCAUCAGUGGAGAUGAUAAAUUCAGUUAGUGAUGCUCAUGAGCGGCUUAUAGCAGCUCAAAUUGAAUCUCAGAUUGCAAGACGAGGAAGACAGGCUAUACUGGAUUCGAUAGACGGGCCAUCACCAAGACGCUAUUACUACUAGCUGCUAUCCACUUUUUCAAUUCAUGUUGAUUUUCUGCAAAUC
Molecule: messenger RNA, 1242 nt
Organism: Solanum stenotomum
Lineage: Eukaryota; Viridiplantae; Streptophyta; Magnoliopsida; Solanales; Solanaceae
Exons: 1
Coding region: 1-1200 (399 amino acids)
Source: RefSeq, a predicted model, not a curated record